Messenger RNA from Mytilus californianus (California mussel), 1945 nucleotides. RefSeq names its product radial spoke head protein 4 homolog A-like. NCBI's taxonomy places the organism in Eukaryota, Metazoa, Mollusca, Bivalvia, Mytilida, Mytilidae. Gene Ontology annotation, biological process: axoneme assembly; cilium assembly; cilium movement involved in cell motility. The record is from RefSeq and is a predicted model, not a curated record. The coding region runs from base 119 to 1705 and encodes 528 amino acids. Gene Ontology annotation, cellular component: axoneme; radial spoke. The transcript is spliced from 10 exons.
CAACUUCACUGUCAAUGUAGUGUGGUAGUUUGGCAACAAGUAAAGACGUAACAACACCAUUUUUUGUCUUAAUUGCCGUCAUUUUGCAAAAGGAGGAUAAGCCUCCCAUUAUUCCAAGAUGACUACAACACCAGCAAACACGGAACUAAACAUGAACCCGAAGGACCAACAAUUUAUUAGUGCAAAAUCAUAUCUUCUCACUUCAAGCACAGACACAGGAACAAAUUUAUAUGAUCAUUUGAGUUGUGUCUUGGCAAAAGUACUUGAUGAGAGACCAGAAAAUGCAUCUGACAUUAUUGAAGACAUCAGUAGGGAUGUCAAACGGUCAAAGUUUAAUUCAAAAGUUGACACAGUACAAGACAAAGUAGACAAGUCAACAGAAGUUGCCCUUGCUGAAAUUCAUCAUAAACUGUUUUCGAAAGGAGAAGGAGAAGAUGCAGACCAGGAUCAAGAUGAGGAGGUAGAAACACCACUACCAAAUUUGAUGGAUCAUUUUUUCUAUUUUGAACAAGCUGGCAUUGGAUUAGGUCGUGAAGAACUUGUGCGUAUUUGGCUAGCAUUAAAAGACCUUGUAGAUCGUUAUCCAUUACAACAUGUGCAUUUCUGGGGUAAAAUAUUUGGAACAGAACAGAACUAUUAUGUAGCAGAGGUAGAAUAUAGAGAAGGAAAUGAUGAGGGAGAUGAAGAGGAAGAAGAGGAAGAAGCUCAUGCAGAGGAAGAAACAGAAAAAGAAGGAGACGAAGAUGGUGAAGAAGAGGAACAGCAGGAAGAUGAUACCCCAAAACCAGACUGGAAACCUCCAGCAGAAGUACCAAAAGAAGAAAACAGAUCUGGUGCAAAUAAAAAGACAUAUUUUGUGUGCAAUGACCCUGGUAAGCCAUGGAUUAAACUCCCACCAGUAACACCUGCACAAAUUCACAUUGCCAGAAAUAUUAAAAAGUACUUCACAGGACGACUAGAUGCUCCGAUUGUGAGUUAUCCCCCAUUCCCAGGAAAUGAAUGUAACUACCUGAGAGCUAUGAUUGCACGUAUCAGUGCUGGAACACACAUUUCACCUCUGUCAUUCUACAUUUUUGAUGAAGAGGAGGAGGAAGAAGAAGAAGGAGGCAGCAGGGAGAAUUUCAUCAUUAACCCUGAAUAUGAAGCCCAUCCAAUGAGAGAUCUGGUAGAUCAGUCAUUAUCACACUGGGUCCAUCAUGUACAGCACAUCUUACCACAGGGAAGAUGUGUCUGGUUCCCACCUGCUAAACCAGAUCAGGAUGAGUUUGAGGAUGAGGAAGAAGAAGAAGAAAGAGAGGAGCCAGAUGAACCAGAACCAGAAAGAGGUCCAGAACUGCUCACUCCUCUGUCUGAGGAUGCUGAAGUUGGAGAUAUGCCACCAUGGACACCAAAACUUUCUUACAAUCUCAUUCCACAGUAUGCAUGUGCUGUAAUGCGAUCAAAUCUAUGGCCAGGAGCAUAUGCAUUUGCUGCAGAUAAGAAAUUUGAAAAUGUUUACAUUGGCACUGGACACAAAUACUCUAGAGAUAAUUACAGUCCACCAGAAACCACACCGAUCAGAGAAGAAUUCCCAAGCGGUGCUGAAAUCACUGAAAUUGAAGAUCCAUCAGUUGAAGAAGAAAGACAGAUUCGUAAAGCACAACAAGAGGCUGUUGAACCCGAAGAAAUGGAAGAGGCAGAAGAAGAAGAGGAAGAAGAUGAUUAAAUAACAAAUAAAUUAUAAACUUACAAACUGCCAAGAAACAACAGAUAAAUAACUGAAUAGUGUUGUGAUCAGGAAGUGUCAGCUAUAAACUUUUAAAUCAUGUCAUUCCAUAGUCGAUGCCUACUUUUACAGCAUACCAAAUGUUAAAAGGAAGAUUUUACAUUUGUACAUAAACUUAUUUAUAUUAUAUAAAUGCAUUUUUUGCUCCUGUUAUGAAGUAAAAGUCUGGACUGUACAUAA